This is a messenger RNA of Polypterus senegalus (gray bichir), 1258 nucleotides long. RefSeq names its product angiogenin-like. The transcript has 2 exons. Bases 309 to 1160 code for a protein of 283 amino acids. Lineage: Eukaryota; Metazoa; Chordata; Cladistia; Polypteriformes; Polypteridae. Gene Ontology annotation, molecular function: nucleic acid binding. The record is from RefSeq and is a predicted model, not a curated record.
ACAAAGAAGAUGUUUUUGGAGUUGCUUCAGCUAUUAUGGCAUUGGUUGUUUCAUCCAGUCGAGUGCAGGAUGCGCUCACCACAAUACAUUGAACUUCUUUGUAGAAAAGUUGUUCAAGAACUGACAAAAUUAUUUUCCGUAUAUGGAUCCGGUGUUUUUCAACAAGAUCUGGCUCUGUGUUAUAUAUUGAAACAAGUGAAGAAAUUUUUGAUGAGACUCAAAUUAACAUACUGGAGUGGCCUGGAAACUCUCCUGAUCUGAACCCAAUUGAAAAUUUGUGGUCUGUUUGUAAGCAACGACUUUGUAGAAUGGACUACACAGCGAUGAUUCAGGCCCUAAUUCUUGUUUGGUACAGAGACCCCAAAAUCCUCCAAAAUUGGUGGAUUCUAUAUCGAAUUGCAUCAAGAUGCUUCUCAAGAGUCAAAAAGGUCAUAUCAUGUAUUGAUGUCCUCUUCAAAAUGACCAAGACUCAGAUCUUCCUUCUGAUGAAGGUUCUUGCUCUGGCUGAAUCCCUGAAAGGCCCAUUUCCAUACUCUGCUGACUUCCACAACUGCGCCUAUCUGAAUCACCGUGGCUCCGAGAUGCUCCAGCUACCCUCACUAGAAGAAAAGAUAAAGACGAACGGAGGGUGGGAUGGGGCCUUUGAUUCAUUCACUGUACAUGGGGGUUGUAUGCUAACCAUUUGGCCAGGGCAAGAGAAGCCAAUCGAAUACCAAAGUGGUACUUUUCAGAUAAUCUUCAACGUGACUGCAUUUGUGUGCAGCUGCACGGAGACCGGUUAUGAAAAAUUUUUACGACAGCAUGUUGACAAUGGUGUUAGAAAUGGCAAUUAUGAAUAUUGUGCCAAAAUGAUGAAAAACAGGAAGAUGACUAGACCAGUCUGCAAAAAUGUAAAUAGUUUCAUCCAUGCAAACAAGAAUGAUGUAGUAGCUGUCUGCCUUGAAAACAGUCCAAUACAAAACGGCAUACGCACCAGCAAGAAUCGAUUUAGAGUUACAACUUGCAAAAAUAAGAAAGGAGCUAACAGACUCCCAUGCAAGUACAAAGCAAACAAUGCUUAUGGCUACAUUAAAAUUGCAUGUGAUAAUAAUAAGAAGCCUGUGCAUUUUGAGGGGCUUGUGCCUGCUCCUGUUCCUGCCUCUGAAUUCAUGUUAGAUUAGAUACAUUGACUUGCUGAGCUCUUGCUUCAACAAUUUAGUUUAAGCUUCACUUAAUACUGCAUUUCUAGAGAGUCAGAUAUUACAUUUCUGUACUUUGA